Molecule: messenger RNA, 1408 nt
Organism: Ziziphus jujuba (common jujube)
Lineage: Eukaryota; Viridiplantae; Streptophyta; Magnoliopsida; Rosales; Rhamnaceae
Exons: 3
Coding region: 103-1191 (362 amino acids)
Source: RefSeq, a predicted model, not a curated record
CUAGCCGUGCAAUGUACAAGCUAAUUAGAACAAAAUCAAAAAACAUUCAUCUUUAUCCAUCUCUCUCUCUCUCUCUCUCUCAAUUUUACUACUAGUAGAUCCAUGGCUUCCGACAUUAUUUUCCUCCCCGCUGCAAAGCUCCGAGUGCUUGCCGAACGAAUUCAUCUCAUUGAACGAACAAACUUAGCGGACAUCCAAUUUGCUUCAACAACCGAAGAAGUGGUUUAUCUCCGAAUCUCCAACUCCAAUCUUCAAUCCGUUGGGAGCAUUCUAGAUGCAAGUGAUGCAGCAGUGACCAAGUAUGCGAGCGACGCCGUUCGCCGUCCUAUUGCUUCUCUCAUCUUUGCUUACACAGAGACAUGCCUCAACAAUGCGCUGCAGAUCUUCAACAACUACACUGUUCGAAAGGACAACCUUGACAAAAUCACCACCCAUCUCCAAAACCUUAUCAAAGAAUUGGAUGAUCUGGACACUUCCAAUUCCGCCGAUGUUACGGCUCUCACCGAGAAAAUCGAGAAGUUCAACGAGGCUAUUACCAACUACACCAAGAUGACUGCAAAUACCCGUGCUUCUGAAGAUUUCUCUAGACGUCUCAAGGACAGCGGCAUCGACUUCCCUACCUUGGUCCGAAGGUAUCAGGCAAAUCUUGGGUUUUCUGGACAAUUUGAAAAGCUGACAGAUGAACAGAAGAUAUUGGUGUAUGAUUCAAUAAUAGAGGCUUCAGGUCGGGGAAAAGUACUCACUCAUAAAGUUCUAAAGGCAAUUUCUGUGCCAGGAAGUUUUAGAAGCAAUCAAUUGAAAGAUAUAACCAUUGAGGAUGCUUUUGGAAAAGCAGUGCUGCUGAAGAAUGCAGCAGUCAUAACUUGGGAUGUAUUUACGGCUGAGCACCCAAUCAAAGCAGUGACACGUGAUGCAAUUGUGAUAGCAGCUAACAAAGGAGGGGCAUUAUUGGGAGAUAUAGUUUCAGCUGCCAUGGUGACAUUAGAGGUUGCAGAGGCAUCUGCUCUGUUCGUUACAGGGGUUGGAUUUGUGGUUGGCUUUGCGGCAGGUUUUAUUGUUGGUCAAAUUGCUGGCGCUGUUUUCGAUGCAAUUUUCGGCUCAGGAGGGUCUGAUCCUCUGCCUAAUCAAGACCAACUCUUCUAUGCAGCUACUAUGCCUGACGGCAAAGAGUUGGCCAGACUUAUUGCCUAGACUUCGACCAUAUCAAAUAAAUAAUCUAAGCUCGGUGCAUGUCCAAUAAAAAUAAAAAUAAAAAUAAUUGUCUACUAGACCAUCCUUAUUUACCAAAAAAAAAAUACUAGACCAUCCUUUAUACAAGGAAUUAAUAAUUUCAUCUAUGGAUAAUGUUCGGUAUCUUGCUUAUGUAUUGUUUUGAAUUGCACCAAUAAAAUAAUUUACGUUUGAGUAA